UCCAGGUGAGGCCUCCCUGGGGCUGAGUAGAGGGGCAGGAUCACCUCCCUCGACCUGCUGGCAACACUAAGAAUCGGUCGCUAUCCCUGCUGUUCUGAGUUGGGGUUUAAUAAUAAUAAUAAUAACAAAAAGCUGCGUGUCUUUGAUGGGACCGCAGAUGAGCUCUUAGAAUAAGUGUUUUAUAAGAGACCAAAAGGAAAAAAAAGGAAAAAAAAAGAAUAAAACCAAACAUUUCCCUUAUAGUCAUUGAACUGCAUUUCUCUUGUAAUUGAACUGCUUAAGGGAAGUUGAUGGUACCGAAAAGCCGUUAAGGCUCCUACAUCGCAAUUUACUUCAUAAAAGACCAGAUCAACCAACUUUCAGAAGAUGCCGUGACGCUCAAACAGAGCAUACUGGGGAGCACUAGCUGAAGUCAGAAGCACCUACAGGACUGUUCGUGUGUCCUGCGUAUGUGUUGAAAUGCUUUUCACAAGAUAGGUGUUAUAUUAUUAAACAGUAAUAAUUCUGAAAAGUGAACUCUCAAACAAAAAUUACCGCAGAAAAAAUUUGCUCCAGAAAGCACACAUGAAUCCAAUUCCAAGUUUCUGGUAGAUGAUUUUUUUCCCCUCUGAAAAGGGAUGCUUAGGAUGUCCGUGAUACAUCGGCUGGCAGCAGGGUGGCUCCUGGAUCAUCUCUCUUUCAUCAACCAGUGUGGCUAUGAGAUACACGACUCCUUUGCGCAAUGUCGUCGUGUUACUCUCAACGCUUCUGUCCCUUCUGGAGAUCGUUGCACUACUUCUACCUGUGCUACUGCCUACUUAUCGACAGAUGAUCCUACUCCUGCUCCUGGAGAUGCUGUAGAAACAGAAGGUAAAACAGGAAAAACAAGAUAUGUGUUUCGGGAAGAGUUCUUUGAUAUUUUAAAGCCCCAUAUAAUCACAGUUCCUCAGGAGCAGCUGUGGCAGGGAGGCUCGCAGGUGAGCCUCACGGAAGCAGAGGCCAGCAGCAGUGGGGUGCAACACCAAGAAGGAACCAAGGGUGGUGCUGGAGAUCUCGUGGCCAGUGUGAGGAAGAAACGCAAAAGAAAAUGUGUGUUCAACCAAGGCGAACUGGAUGCAUUAGAAUACCAUACGAAGAUCAGGGAGCUCAUUUGGGAAGGCACUUUGCAUUUAGUCCAAGAAGGACUGAAAAGUGGUUUUCUGCACUGCACUACUACAAAACUCAGUUGCAGCAAGAGUGUUGUUCCAGGACAUGUUGGCUGUGGGUUGGCCGAAUUAUGUGAAAUGGCAAAGCAGUUUCCAGCUAUAAAUGACAGUGACCAUCAAGCUGUACAUGCAAUAGAUGAUGAAGCCUCCAUUCCAGAGCAGGACCUGCUUUCAUGUGUUACAGAAAACAACUCAAACUAUGCAAAGAUGGUUGAGUUAAUGGGGCAGAAGUACUUGGUGCCACCAAAAAGCAGUUUCCUUUUAUCUGAUGUUUCAUGUUUACAGCCACUGCUGAACUACAAGAAAAAAUAUGAUGUAAUUGUGAUGGAUCCACCAUGGGAAAACAAAUCUGUUAAAAGGAGUAACCGGUAUGGGCACUUGUCUUCCUGGCAAAUCAAGCAGAUUCCUGUAUCAGCUCUAGCUGCUCCAAAUUGUCUUGUAGUCACGUGGGUGACUAAUAGACAGAAGCACUUACGUUUUGUUAAGGAUGAACUUUAUCCUCAUUGGUCUGUGAAAACACUUGCUGAGUGGCACUGGGUAAAAAUUACCAGAUCUGGAGAAUUUGUAUUGCCUUUGGAUUCUUCCCACAAAAAGCCCUAUGAAGUUCUGGUAUUGGGGAGAGUUCAAGGAAGCGUAGAGGAAGCCUUAAGGAAAUCUGAUGAUGUACUUCCAAUUCCAGACCAUAAGUUAAUUGUCAGCGUACCCUGCAGUCUGCAUUCGCAUAAACCCCCUCUUACUGAAGGAAGAAAGUCACAUAAGAUCUGGUCCCUGCAGCAGGCUCUGCAUGGUCUUUCACUCCAUUCUGGUCAAAAGAAUGUCUUACGGAUGUCAGGGUCUGCUCGCAGAGGGCUUAUUGAAAGCUUUGGAGUUUUGCGUUCUACGUCUCCCUUCUGCUCUGUGAAAAAGUACCUCCUCCUGCAAAACAGGUUUUCUUAGAUAGACAAGAGAAUAGAUUUUUGGAAGACCUUUGUUAAAAUGCUGGAAGUAAGUUGUGCACAAGACAUCCUUAACUAAAUAGUGCGUGGAGAAAAAAGCAAUAAAUUUUACCAUACUAUUUUUGAAUAUGGUGGAUUUUCAAAAUGGGGCAAAAGCAGGAGAAGUGGUGUCUAGUUAGAUGAACCCUUGUGAUAUCAAGCAGCAGUGUUCAGUGUAGCAAGUCUUCCAUCAGAAUGUGCAUUUUGCUCUAAACCUCCCAGACUUUCCUCUGCAAAUGUUAGAUUUGUUUAAACAUUUUAGCUUGCCUCUAAAAGGAACACGUUUUUAGAAUAAGAUUCCUGCUGGUUGCAGUAUUAAAAGCUGGAUUAAAAGCUGCCUUGAUGAUAACCCAUCUGUGCCAUUCUUUUGACAUUUGUUAAAGAUUGGAGGGAGGAAAAUAUAUUUUGAUACAGCACAUAAAUCUAAGAAAGUCAGGAAACAUCCUUUACAAAAUAUUUAGGAGUAUAUUUUGAAUGGAUUGAAGCUUUUGAGGAAGUGACGGUGUAGGUGGGAAAUGCAUCUGAGGUGGGUUACCACCCACUAGAAUGUGAAAUGGAUGCUCAUCUUUCUGCAGCAGGCGCAAUCCAUGACAUGAGCAGCUAAGAUCUCACGCAGGGAUUCUGUGACUGGCAAACGUGAUGCAAAAAGUCAAAGCUUGGAUUGCACCCGAAAAAAGCAUUCUGUCUUACGCUCUGAUGUAUGCUGAUUAGGUGUAUUUCUGCUUUCUGAAAUGAUCAAAUCUGAAGAGAUCAAGUUGAACAAUAUAAUACUGGAUUUAUGUAUUUUGAGCUACAGAAAUGCAGAAAUUUCUGGGAGAUCUGAGCAAAAGUGAACAAGAUUCCCUCUGGAAAAGAGACUAAUUUCUUGGUUUUUUUCCCUGUCGUCAGUCACAGGAAAAAAAAAAAACCCUAAGAUUAUAGAUCUGUUUUUCAGAUUUUCUGACUGCUUUGUCUUGCUAUAUUCCUUAAACCUUUGUUUUACUGGUGCAUUUUUUUAUAUAUAAUAUUUUGUAGCUGUUUCCUGAAACCUAAUUAAGAAUUUCUUUGACCCAACCACAAACUAAAUGGAUCUGUAUGACCAGUAAGCCUUUUGACAAUAACUGUGUUUGCAAUAGUAACUCUCAGGUGAAAUGCAAUAACCAAAAUCUUUGGCUUACUCCUAGAAUACCAGUCAUAAUCAUUGACAAAACUGAUAUUAAUGAUAGGCUUCUAUUCAUUUAGGUUUAAGCAGUAUAAAUGCCCAAUUGUAGAAAAAAUGGAGAUUUAUGUUAGCAAAUGAAAGAGUGCAGUUAUAUAGAUAUUUCUUCAGUUGCCAAGCUGGCGAUAGGAAGAAGUAGUCCCUGCAUUUUAACAGCUCUUUCAGUGCUAUGCUUAUUUAAACUGGUAUUUCUUAUUUUACCUUUUAACAGUUGUCAUCAAUAAAUGCUUUAAUCGAAGAAAGAUUUCGUAUUUAUUCAUUUUUUUAUCUAUUGUUACUUUGUAGAAAUGUUGUCCCUGUAUUGUAGGAGCUGAGUCUAGUCUUCGGGAGAUGUUUGGUUGGUAAUAGUGAAAAAUUCAGAAGUCGUCCAUGUAGAUGCUGAAAUAAAUCCUCAUUCUCUUUCUCUAAAUGAAAACCGAUAAAUCAAGGCUAUUGAAGGCCUUGACAGUAUUGUUCAGAAUCUCAAGGGCACUUAUUUCAAAUGGCUUUCUGACUAUAAAUAGUCAAGCUGGUUGAUGAAAUUCCUGAAAUUAAUUUGCUAUCUCUCCCUUUUUUUAAUGAAACAUUCUGUUUUUCAUCUGCUAACAGCACA
Messenger RNA from Struthio camelus australis, 3948 nucleotides. RefSeq names its product methyltransferase 4, N6-adenosine (gene METTL4). The record is from RefSeq and is a predicted model, not a curated record. Gene Ontology annotation, molecular function: site-specific DNA-methyltransferase (adenine-specific) activity; nucleic acid binding; RNA methyltransferase activity. Gene Ontology annotation, cellular component: nucleus; cytosol. NCBI's taxonomy places the organism in Eukaryota, Metazoa, Chordata, Aves, Struthioniformes, Struthionidae.